Trichoderma harzianum CBS 226.95 is the source of this 1201-nucleotide messenger RNA. RefSeq lists its product as hypothetical. The record is from RefSeq and is a predicted model, not a curated record. Gene Ontology annotation, biological process: purine nucleobase metabolic process. The transcript has a single exon. Gene Ontology annotation, molecular function: hydroxyisourate hydrolase activity. The coding region runs from base 367 to 777 and encodes 136 amino acids. Lineage: Eukaryota; Fungi; Ascomycota; Sordariomycetes; Hypocreales; Hypocreaceae.
ACGUCGACUAACAUCAACAUGCAGCUUCAAGAAUAGAAACACGCAACUCCCAGCCUUGCUUGGCCUUGCUGUUGUCCCGUCACAUCACAGCCCUUUGUUCGUCUCACACUGAGCCUGGUGCCUUAUAAAAGAAGCAAAGAGAUCCGCCUCUUUUGAAGCUCCUCUUCGUGGCUCUGCUUCUUGUGCAUCUCACAUUCACUUCCUGAGGCCGCAUCUCAUUCAGCUUUACCCCACCAUCUUGCAGCCCAUCGUCUCAUCCAACUUCUCACCACAACAGCACCUGCAUCUGCAAGAGAGAACACUUCCCUCUUAAAAAGUAAACCUACCAUAUUAAAUCAAAUCAAAUCCCCCCAAAGAAAGACCAUCAUGGCCGACAAAGACCGCAUCACCUGCCACGUCCUCGACACCACCGCCGGCCGCCCCGCAAAGGGCAUCCGCGUCCGCCUCGAAGGCCCCGUCCCCAGCUCACCCAACGCCCACACUCUCGUCAACACCUUCGAGUCCCUCACCAACGACGACGGCCGCAUCACCGUCUGGCUGCCCUACAGCUCAGAGUCCUCUGCCGGCGAGGUGCCCGUCUACACCCUCGAGGACGUCCUGGGCGCCGUCAAGGGGCCUUCUCGGUGGACGCUGCGCUUCGACACUGCCGGCUACUUUGGCGAGGAAAACACAUUCUUCCCGGAGGCCACCAUUGUGUUUCGCGUUGAAGAGGGCCAGCAUUACCAUGUGCCGCUGCUGUUGAGUCCGUACAGCUAUACGACUUACCGAGGAAGCUAAAGGGGGCAUAGGAGGACAACGCGGCUUCACAGCCACAGUCGUUUCAGUUUCAGAGUCAGAGUCAGUAUGGAGAGAUACAUAUGACAACAAUGAUAAUGAAAGCGUGCUAGUCGUGGCAAUGUCAACACUGUCACUCUUUUAUUACACAUCAGCUACUGCAGUUCUUUAUGUGCCGUGUCGUUAUUUCACAAAACAGAUUCCCAAGCAAUGUACUUGUUGCCAAGUUAAAGACAGAUCCCUUCUCUUGAAGGAAAAGCCAAUAGUAAUACCCGUGAUUACGAGACAAAGGCCGUGUCGUCCGUCUGUUGUCCGGUUCCCAAUUUCAAGUCCGCCCCAAAACGCCGUCGCUUAUAGAUUAAGAAGGUGAGAGAUAUGCUGUAAGUCAAGUCACAAAAGAGAGUCGUAAAUUCGUUCCGUCUUUUUU